This is a messenger RNA of Helicoverpa armigera (cotton bollworm), 2500 nucleotides long. It is a transcript of the gene qvr, whose product is annotated as protein quiver. The transcript is spliced from 6 exons. Gene Ontology annotation, biological process: positive regulation of voltage-gated potassium channel activity; sleep; regulation of synaptic transmission, cholinergic. Bases 280 to 756 code for a protein of 158 amino acids. Lineage: Eukaryota; Metazoa; Arthropoda; Insecta; Lepidoptera; Noctuidae. The record is from RefSeq and is a predicted model, not a curated record.
GUCUGGCAGCCCCGCCAGUGAGUCCGCCGCGCGCUGUCUAUCGGCGUGUCCCUUGUAAAAUGGGCUUAAAAUCGCUGCAUUCGCGAAUAACGUUAUAAAACAUAGAUAAAAUACAAAAAACACACAUUUAAUUAUGAUUAAACCAUAUUUAUAACAUCAGUUUAUUAGUUGAUAAAAACGUAACAUAAUAAAACUAAAUAUAAGAUAAAAUCGAUGUGGAAAUGAAAAUAAAGUCGAGCUGAAGACCAGUUACAAGAAGGAAGGCAGAAUUUUGAAAAAAUGCGCUGGAUAUUCCCUGUACCAGUUCUGCUGAUGUCGUGGUUCGGGGUGGAUCAAGUGAAAUCUAACUCCUGCAUUCGGACUGCAUUAUGGGCACUAAGUAUCAGCCCCCUUGUUCAGGCGGAAUGCCAGACGCGAACGAUAUACUGUUACGAGUGCGACAGUUGGACUGACCCGCGGUGCAAGGACCCCUUCAAUUACACUGCGUUGCCGCGAGAUCAACCACCUCUGCAGACUUGCAACGGUUGCUGUGUCAAGAUGGUCCGGUAUUCUAAGAGUCCGUACGAGGUGGUCCGUCGAACAUGUACCUCACAGCUACAAAUAAAUCUAUUCAUGGUAGACCACGUCUGUAUGAUGGAAAGUACUGGAACGGGCCACAUGUGUUUCUGCGAAGAAGACAUGUGUAAUACCGCGGCGGCGCCCGUCGCGGCACUCGCAUUGAUCGCAACACUGGCCGCAUGUGCUUGCAUGAGGUGAAGUAGGCAUAGAGACUGCCCCGAGCGGUCGAUUGUCGAUAACCGAUAUCGAUAACAACACUGUCCAUUAACUGUCAAACUAUAACGUCGGUCAGUCAUCGAUUGAGAACUGUCACUGGUCUGUCACUAGUGAUGUGUAAAUAUCGAUGAAUCGACAAUCGAUCGACUGUAUCUUUGGGCCCUACCCUAGCUGAGAUUUAAUUACAUUUUUCGUCCAACUGUAGACGUAGCUUAGUGUUGUGCUUAGUUUUUACAGCACAAAGUUCAAAUGUUCCCGUUAAGCUGCAUCGAGAUAUGCUUAGCUUGACAUUUUUGAAAUAAUAGUGAUUUAAAAAAAAUGUGUGGACUAAUUGAUCUUAAAAAGAAGCAAUGAAUAAAAAAAAAAAAACUUGAAAGAAAUCGCAAACCAAUUUCUAAUAGAAAUAUAACGAUAAGAAAAUACAUGUUUUGCAAUUAUUACAUAGAUAUGUAAAUACCUAAUUUAAACCCACAAUCAUUAAUCAGUGCUAAAACAAGUAAAUGUGUAUGUUAAGGUCGAUUUUAAGGUCAAGUAAUACCACACAAUGUCAAAGAUUAACAUUUAAAUAGAAUAUACAGCUUCAAGCUUCCAAAAGUGUUGUUCAAACUAAGUACAAUUGACUCCAGAAGCUAAUAUCAUGUUCAGCAAUUUUUGCUCUAAAAUUAUUAAUAACUUUUCCUGAUUAAGCAUGUAUAUAAAGCUCGGUAUAAAAAGGCGUUAGAAAUAAUAACAGUCUUAGAACGAGUGAGUUUGCUAAUCUAAAUGGCAGUGGAUUUGUGAACACUGCCAUCUAGUGGGAUUUUCGAGUACUAAUUUCUCCUGCAAACGCUUCUGAUUGGUCCAAUUAUCGACCAAUAAAAUUUGCUCAUAGUUGCACCUAAUAUUAGAAGUGGGCACCUGUAGAUAGAAUAAAUCGAAAUUGGAAAGAAACUAGCGAGUACUGCCGAAAUAUAGACGAAUAGAUAUGAUAAGUGCAUCGGAUUGGUGAUAUAUUAUAUCAGUUUUUUUAAAUUAGUCUUAACAAACGGUUGUGUUUUUAUUGUCUUCUCAAAAGACGUAGAUAAUUAAAUUGUCAAUUGAGUUUUAAUUUUUAGUUGUUUUAGCGUGUAUCGUAUGUUAAUUUUAAAGAUAACACAUUUUUUACCGAAGAGUACAUGAUUCGCAAUAUAGUUGAAAUUAUCGAUAUCGAUAGUGAGAUUGUUACGACACUAGUUGAAACGAUGCGUUAAAACAGUGAUGUAACUUAAAUAAAUUAAUCGAUAUACUUUGUAUAGGUCCUAAUGAUUUUAAUUACAUUAGUUAUAAUUUAAAAUAAUUAUCAGAAGCUAGAAUAUAUUUUUAAAAGCCAGUUAAUUUAAAAUUAACGUUCCUACAUUAUAAUUUUGACAUUUAUUUUUCAUAAUCUGCGGGUGACAUAGAUUAUAAAAUAAAAAAAAAACAAAAAUUAGUAAAAAGGUAUGCUAGAUUUAGUCGCAAAAACGGUUAAAGUUUUAUAAUUAUAGUGUAAAGAAUAAAUAAUUUUAUGAAAUUAAACACCAAAUACAUUUUAAUCAUUAAUGUUAAGUUUAUAAUAUAAUUGUAGGUUAAAAACGUGCUUCUAUUGGUGGCAAGCAAUCGCUUGUCACUACUGCGAAAGCAGUCAGUUACCCAGAAUAUUUUACGGAUACUUUUAAGCGGUAAAAAGAUAUAAAUUAAAUAAAAAAAUAUAAGAAAACCUCUAGUUUUA